GCGAUUGCUCAGAUCGCUUUUUCUGCUGUUCCGUUGGUCAAGGAGAUGGACAAGAGGGCUUUCAAAAGACGCCCAUUAACAAUAGCCAGGGUACCUUAGCUUGCAACAAAAAACAAUCGAUGCAAUGGCAUACCCAUUGCAACCAUUACUGGUUGAAGCAUGCAGACAUGGACGCAAGGAAGGCAGUCAAAGUCGGCGUCUAGGGUAUCGUGGUCAGCAACCACGGCGGCCGACAGCAAGACGGAGGGAACAGCAGCCUGGGCAUGCUACCGCACAUCGUAGAUGCCGUGGGUGACAAACUGACGAUAUUCUUCGAUAGUGGGGUGCGAUGCGGCGCAGACAUUGCUAAGGCGCUUGCAUUCGGCGCAGAUUGUGUAUUGAUUGGAAGGCCGUAUGUAUAUGGCCUGGUGUUAGGAGGUGAGGGCGGAGUGAGUCAUGUAUUGAAGAGUUUGAUAGGUGAUCUAGAGCUCACCUUGCAUAUUGCGGGGAUUUCGAGUGUGAAGAAGAAGGAUCUGAAUCGGGGGGCGUUGGUGAGUGAGGAGUAUCUAUUUAAUGGCGUGAAGGGAAUUAGCAUUCAUUGGGGGCCGCGGUAUGGCGUCGAGCAGCAUUUUAUUUCCCCUUUACCUCUAGCCAUACUUCAACUGUUAUCGCAUCCACAAACCGUAUCAUCAUUCUUUCCUCCACAAGUUUCGACUAGUGGGAUGCUUCCCAACUUCAGCGCUCCAAUGUCCAUCUGCCUCUCUAUCACCCCGGAUAUGGCAUCUCGGCAGACACCUGCGGAACGCCUAGCUCCAGCAGCAACGGACUGGAAACCGGAUACGAAGAAGGUGAAGCUCGACGAUCGACUGCAACACACCGAAGACUUACUUGCGAGACACCGGCCGUACGCCUCGCUUUCCAUCCAGCAAAGAGCUUUCCCAAGGAAAAGAAGCUGGCGAAAACUAGGGAGGAACUCAACACUGAAGCAACAGCGCACUUUGACCUCCAAUAUCAAAGACGAGAAGACAUUGACGAGUACCUGGCCCUUGAUGACGAGCUCGAGGAAUGCAAGAGCGUCCUAAAAAGGGAGAAAGAGGCGCAUCGGUCCACCGUAGAGUGGCUCAAGUGGCAGAUACAAAUUAUUCGAAUUCUCCACGAGGAAAAGGAGCACAAAGAGCAUUAGGUCCGUGAGCUUCUAGAGGCGGGAAGGAAGUUGACGGAUGAGAAGAUGACGUGGAAGAAGCGGCGCAAGUCCCUUUACGGAACGCUAGCGCAGGAGGUCGAGGAUAGGCACUGGGGCAAUCGAGAUGUACUGGACGAAAUCCAGGGGUGUCUUCACGAGACGUUUGGUGUUCACCUGGAGGAUGGUCAUAAGCAAAACGGACAUGGAACAUAGGACUACGACCGGUAAAAGACUCG
Trematosphaeria pertusa is the source of this 1398-nucleotide messenger RNA. RefSeq lists its product as uncharacterized. The coding region runs from base 264 to 1061 and encodes 265 amino acids. The record is from RefSeq and is a predicted model, not a curated record. The transcript is spliced from 3 exons. NCBI's taxonomy places the organism in Eukaryota, Fungi, Ascomycota, Dothideomycetes, Pleosporales, Trematosphaeriaceae. Gene Ontology annotation, molecular function: oxidoreductase activity.